Molecule: messenger RNA, 1106 nt
Organism: Eimeria tenella
Lineage: Eukaryota; Apicomplexa; Conoidasida; Eucoccidiorida; Eimeriidae
Exons: 4
Cellular component (GO): small-subunit processome; nucleolus
Molecular function (GO): small ribosomal subunit rRNA binding
Source: RefSeq, a predicted model, not a curated record
AUGAGGGUUAGCCGGCGCAAGAACUUCAAAAAGAUAAUGCGCUUCUAUGCAGCAAACUUCGGCAUUCAGGAGCCCUACCAACUCAUUGUCGACGGGACCUUCGUGGCGGCCUGUCUUCGCCACAAAGUAAAUGCAGCAGAGCUGCUGCCGCGAGUGCUCUGCGGCAAAACCACCAUGCUGAUGACCCCCUGCAUCUUAAAAGAGCUGCGGAGCCUCCCGGGGGCCGAGGGUGCUGCUGCAGCAGCAAAGCGCUACAGACGCUACCCUUGCCAGCAUGCUGAACAAGCAGCAGCAGCAGCAGCAGCUGCUGCUGCUGAAGCUGCUGCUGCACUUGCUACCCCAGUCCUAGAUGACUCAGAUGCAGCAGCAGCAGAAGGAAGCGCAGCAGCAGCAGCAGAAGGAACUGCAACAGCAGCAGUGGCAGCAGAUGAAGCAGCAGCACCAGCAAAAGAGGCAGCAGCAGCAGCAGCAGCAGUACACGAAGCUGCAGAUGCUGCAGCAGCCCCAGAGCCGCCAAAGAAGAAGAGGAGAGCAGCAACAGAAAGCAGCAGCAGCGCAGCAGCAGCAACAGUUGCAGCAGAAGAUAAAAGCGACAUGUCGAGCUCACAGCAGCAGCAGCAGCAGCAGCAGCAGCAGCAGCACAAACCCGUUAAAAGGCAGCUUUUCGCGGACAGCAGCGACGAAGGAGACUUUCCCAUCAGCAGCAGCAGCAGCAGCAGCAACUCUAGCAGCAGCAGCAGCAGCAGCAAGACCCUAAACAUCCCAAAGCAGAAGUUUCUUCACCACCCAGCGCUGGUUGGGGGGGCCCUGCCUGACGACUUCAGCAGCAGCAGCAAGAAGCAGCAGCAGCAGCAGCAGCAGCAGAGCAUACAGGCAGCAGCAGCAGCAGCAGCGCGGCACCUAGCGCAGCAGCCAGCAGCAGCUGGGGGGCCCCCCGCCGGCGCACGGGGCCCCCAAGGGGCCCCCCUGGGGGCCCCCAAAAAGGGUACAGAAGGGGGGCCCCCCCUUCCUGAUGCUUAUGGUUGUAUUGUUAGUCUUGCCAGCAGCCAGCAGCAAAGAAAACUUUGUGUUGCUACUCAAGAUCCUAGACUUAGGGAGAGACUCAG